AUGGGUUACCAACAGAUUACGAUAUUUUAUGAGUUGGUUAACAAGAGUAGGAUCUAUGAUGAGGAUAGUCGUGAGAGCGUUGCUCAUUACAAGUCCUUGCAUGAUAAGAAAGGAAAAAGGCAAUCCCGAGGGAAGCCGUAUGAUGGUAAGAAGAAAGUUGGUGAUGGAAAGAAGCCAAGUGGGGGAGAACCUCACACUCCUGUCAAGUGCUUCAGAUGUGGUGUUGAGGGACAUCGUGCUCCCGAGUGUCCUAAGGGCGAUGUGACUUGUUUCAAGUGUGGCAAGCAAGGUCACAAAUCUUUUGAUUGCAGAGUUGGUUUGAAUGUGACUUGCUACAAUUAUGGUGAGCAAGGGCACAUUAGUACCAAGUGCAACAAGACGAAGAAGGAGCAAGCCAAAGGGAAAGUGUUUGCAUUGUCCGGUGUUGAUACUUCUGCAAAGGAGAGAUUGAUACGAGAUUUUGAAGUUGAUUUAGUGUGUCUUCCAUUGAGUCAAAUUGAUGUUAUUUUGGGAAUGGAUUGGUUGAGGGCCAACCAUGUCUAUAUCAAUUGUUUUGCGAAAGCUGUUCCUUUUCUUGAGCCAGAGAAGGAAGUGUUUAUGUUGGUGGCAAGUUUGAAGCUUAGUGAAAAUGGAACAAUGGGUGAAUUUCCAGUUGUUCAUGAUUUCCCUAAAGUGUUUCCUGAUGAGUCUGGUAUCGGUGGCUCUGUAUCAGAUGUCACCAUCUAA
Lathyrus oleraceus (garden pea) is the source of this 726-nucleotide messenger RNA. RefSeq lists its product as uncharacterized. Gene Ontology annotation, molecular function: zinc ion binding; nucleic acid binding. The coding region runs from base 1 to 726 and encodes 241 amino acids. The record is from RefSeq and is a predicted model, not a curated record. The transcript has 4 exons. NCBI's taxonomy places the organism in Eukaryota, Viridiplantae, Streptophyta, Magnoliopsida, Fabales, Fabaceae.